GGAUUCCCCACACCAUCAUUUGCUCACCAGACUUGUCAAGAAUAAAGAGCAUUUUGCAACUAUAGUUUUAGCCUCUGUAAAUCAAAAGCGUGGUGAUGGAAAUAGUUGAAGACGUUGUGAUUGUGGGAGCUGGAAUUGCUGGUCUGACCACAUCCUUGGGACUUCACAGGCUUGGAAUUCGUAGUUUAGUAUUGGAAUCAUCAGACGAGUUAAGGAUCACUGGCUUUGCGUUCACGACAUGGAGCAAUGCCUGGAAAGCCUUGGAUGCUGUUGGCAUCGGUGAAUCUCUUCGGCAUCAACAUUACCUUACGCCAAGCAUACUCGUUGCCUCUACAUUUUUAGACCAGCCAGCUUCAGAGAUAUCAUAUAAGGGUCAUGAAAUUCGGUGUCUUCAAAGGAGAUUGUUGUUGGAAACUUUAGCAAAGGAACUCCCCAGCGAUACCAUCAGGUUCUCUUCUAAAGUGGUUUCCAUUGACGAAUCUGGCUUCUUCAAACGACUGCAUCUGUCUGAUGGAACCAUCCUCAAAACUAAGGUAUUGAUUGGAUGUGAUGGAGUGAACUCAGUGGUGGCAAAAUGGCUUGGUUUCGACAAGCCUGUAUUCACAGGUCGAUCAGCAAUUAGGGGUUCCGCAAAUUUCAAAGGUGGCCAUGGCUUUGGACUAAAAUUCAGGCAGUUCCUUGGCAAGGGUCUUCGAUCAGGCUUCCUCCCUUGUAAUGAUGAGAAUGUUUAUUGGUUUUUGACUUGGAUUCCAUCCACCAAAGAUGAAGAAUUAGAAGACGACCCAGUUAAACUGAAGCAAUUUGUAAUGAGCAAGCUUGAAGAUAUACCCAAUGAGAUGAAAUCUGUUGUAGGAAAAACUGAGCUAGAUGCCAUUGCAUCAUCCCCGUUAAGAUACAGAAGACCUUGGGAGCUUCUAUGGGGCAAUAUAAGCAAAGGCAACGUUUGUGUAGCUGGUGAUGCCCUUCAUCCCAUGACACCAGACCUUGGGCAAGGUGGAUGUGCAGCUUUGGAAGAUGGGGUUGUUCUAGCAAGGUGUAUUGCUGAAGCGUUACUGAAACCAGGUGGGGAAGAAAACAAUGGAAAAAUAGUUGAUGAAGAAGAGGAAUACAAAAGGAUUGAAAUGGGGCUGAAAAAUUAUGCUCAAGAGAGAAGAUGGAGAAGUAUUGAUCUAGUUAGCACAGCUUCUAUGGUGGGUUAUAUACAACAAAACAGCGGGAAGAUUAUGAACUUCCUCCGAGAUAAAUUCCUUUCCAGAUUCUUACCUGGGAUGCUGUUAAGAAAGGCUAGUUUUGAUUGCGGCACGCUCAGAUAUUGAUUAGCAUUUCUUCCCCCCCCUUUUUUUUAUUCUGAAAAUUUCAUUAGCAUUUGUUGAAUGAAUAAAUUUCUGUAUUAUCUUCUAAGUUUAUUUAACAUAGUAAUAUUUUAUAUUAGAAAAAAAACAUAGAAAUUGGUUGUAGAAAGAAGAUUAUUUUGUUAAUGUGAUUUUGAUUAGAGUGUACAUUAUCAAUAAUAUUGGUUUCACAUUUA
Messenger RNA from Gossypium raimondii (Peruvian cotton), 1528 nucleotides. Its product is annotated as monooxygenase 2. Bases 96 to 1316 code for a protein of 406 amino acids. NCBI's taxonomy places the organism in Eukaryota, Viridiplantae, Streptophyta, Magnoliopsida, Malvales, Malvaceae. The transcript is spliced from 5 exons. Gene Ontology annotation, molecular function: FAD binding. The record is from RefSeq and is a predicted model, not a curated record.